AUGCCUUCCUUCACUAAAGUCGUCGCUACCGUCGCUGGAUGCUCCGCCAUCGUCAACGGCGCAGCCAUCCCAGCUGAGAACGGCCUUCACACCACUACUCUCCAAACCCGAGACACAGUCAAGAGCCCUGGCAGCGUUCUAAGCAAGCGUGAGCCGGUCACGAUUGCUAUUCUGACUGCGGCUGGUACUGCAGCAGCUACUGCUAUCGUCAACGAGGCCGUCAGCGCUGCCGCCGCUUUCAUCGGUGACAUUUCCAACUUCGACGCUGGCCGCGAAGCAUUCACCGUUCAAACCACCGAGACCAUGAUGGCGAACAACCCCGACCCUGAGCGUUUCCAAGCCGCUGCUUGUUAUAACAAAGCGUUCUCUGUUGCUGAUCCUGCCAACAUUGAUGGACAGUCGUCCGUUGAGUUUAGACUUGGAAUCCUCAACACUGAUUACGAGUGCAUGUACAUUGCUGCACCCAACCAGUUCUUUACUGAGGGAGAUGGUGGUCUCAUCAACCUCUCCUUUACGCAUACUGAUCGAUGCACAUUUGACCAGGAGACCGCUGAUCUCACUUGUGUUUAA
Molecule: messenger RNA, 570 nt
Organism: Fusarium musae
Lineage: Eukaryota; Fungi; Ascomycota; Sordariomycetes; Hypocreales; Nectriaceae
Exons: 2
Coding region: 1-570 (189 amino acids)
Source: RefSeq, a predicted model, not a curated record